AAGACUCCUCGGAGGCCCGGCCCAAGGAAGGCAUCCAACACAGAGAAAGAUCCAGUUGGAGUAUACUGCCGUAUACGUCCCCUCGGCACAGAAGAUGAGGAAUGUUGUGUGGAGAUGAUCAGCAGCUCCACUAUUCAGCUGCACGCUCCUGAUGGCCUUAAAGCCAACCGCAAUGGAGAAUACAAAGAGAUGCAGUACUCCUUUAAAAAGGUGUUUGGUAUUAAUACCACUCAAAUGGAGCUGUUCGAGGAUAUUGCCAAGCCUCUAGUUGAGGACCUCAUUCAUUGUAAAAAUGGUCUGUUGUUUACAUAUGGAGUUACUGGAAGUGGAAAGACCUUCACCAUGACCGGCUCGCCUGGAGAGGGUGGGCUCCUCCCACGUUCUCUCGACAUGCUUUUCAACAGUAUCGGCCCCUUCCAGGCCAAGAGAUUUGUGUUCAAGCCAGAUGACAAAAAUGGGAUGGAGAUCCAGAGUCAAGUUGAUGCUCUCCUGGAGAGACAGAAGCGAGACAAUCAACCAUUACCAACCGUUCCCAAAACACCCUCCUCCAGGCAGAAGGCUGCAGACCCUGAGUUUGAAGACAUGAUCAGCCCGGAGGAGGCAUGCAAAUCUGAGAAUGUGGACGAUGACUGUUGCUACAGCGUUUUCGUGUCCUACAUCGAGGUCUAUAACAACUAUAUCUAUGAUCUCCUUGAAGACACUCCGUUUGACCCCAUCCGACAAAAAGCACCUCAAUCCAAGAUUCUGCGUGAAGACCAGAAUCACAACAUGUAUGUAGCUGGCUGCACGGAAGUGGAGGUAAAAUCUACAGAGGAGGCUUUUGAAGUCUUUUGGAAGGGACAAAAGAAAAGGAGGAUAGCAAACACUCAACUCAACCGUGAAUCCAGUCGCUCUCACAGUGUGUUCACUGUGAAGCUGGUCCAGGCUCCUCUUGAUGCUGAUGGAGACCACAUUCUGCAGGACAAGAACCAGGUGAAUGUGAGCCAGCUGUGUUUGGUUGACCUGGCAGGCAGUGAGCGCACCAGCAGAACCAGAGCAGAAGGCAGCCGUCUCCGUGAAGCGGGUAAUAUCAAUCAGUCCUUGAUGACGCUGCGAACAUGUAUUGAAGUCCUGCGUGAGAACCAGAUGUGUGGAACCAAUAAGAUGGUGCCAUACAGGGACUCCAAAGUAACACACCUGUUCAAAAACUACUUUGAUGGAGAAGGAAAAGUCAGAAUGAUUGUGUGUGUCAACCCAAAGGCUGAUGAUUAUGAAGAAACAAUGCUGGUGAUGCGGUUUGCAGAGAUGACACAGGAGGUGGAGGUGGCGCGUCCAGUUGAUCGGCCAAUCUGUGGCCUCGCUCCAGGACGCAGACACAGAAACCAGGUGUUCAGAGAUGAGUUGUCACGUCGCCUGGAGGAGCGAGGAAGUCCCAGUAAUGUUGAUGAUCCAGAUCUGCUGAAUCAGCUCAUGGAGAGUCUUCCAGCUCUGCCUCCAUGUGAGCUGGUGGAUCCAUCAGAUGAUCACACGCUGCCUCGCUUGAUUGAAGUUCUGGAAAGGAGGCACCGUAUCCGUCAGAUGAUGUCAGAGCAUUUCAACAAAACAGCCACUACAAUGAAGUCCAUGCUUCAGCAGUUUGACAGUCAGCUUGGUGCUAAGGAGACUUUCAUCCAUGAUCAGCGAAGCAAACUGAGUGAAAAAGACAAAGUCAUCCUCAACCAGAGGGCUGAGAUGGACCGAUUAGAGAAGAAAACCAAAACGCUGGAAUACAAGGUUGAUAUUCUGCAGAAGACGACUGGCAUGUACGAGCAGGACAAACGUUCACUUGAGCAGGAGCUGGAGACCCGGGGGAAUAGGCUACAAAUGGAGCUGUCAGAGAAGAGGCGACUGGAGCAUCGCAUGCAGGGCAUGGUCACAGACACCAAGCUCAAGUGGGAGAAAGAGUGUGAGAGACGAGUGAACGCCAAGCAGCUUGAGAUGCAGAACAAGUUGUGGGUGAAGGAUGAAAAGUUGAAGCAGCUCAAAGCCAUCGUAACGGAGAGCAGCAGCGGCCGCCCCACUGAGCGUCCAGAGAAGCCCGAGAGGCCCUCAAGGGAUAGAGACUGCAACGUUGGCCCCAAGAGGUCGGCGUCACCAUCACCGCUUCCUGACUACAGCUCAACUCCAUCCUGCCAAAAUCGAGCCAAUGUUAGGGCAGUUCAGGACCCAUACCCCACCUCUUCAUCCCCCUCCUCUUCCCCCACCUCCUCCUCCUCCACCAUCACCUCCGCUUCAUCCUAUCCUUCAGUAGCCUCUUGCAUCUCAGACUGGGAGCAAAAGUUCCCUGUAGACUCCAGCAGCAAGGUUAGGCACAUUGGGACCCCCCAGCACAGGAGCCGGACUCCUGCUCCAUACCACGGCACCAGCAGCGUGGGUCGUAGGAGAGGCCAGCGCUGGGCCCAAAACUCUGAGGCCCCCGCUACGAAACUUGUCUAUGGGCUAGACCUAGAGGCAGCCACAAGGACGGCUGUGCCAGUUCGUCCAACACACAGGCGCUCACAUUCUGCGGGUGGGGAGAAAUGGGUAGACCACAAACCAUCUUCUAAUUUGGACCUAGACACUGUCAUGCAGCCAAUCAUACCCAAUGCAAUCAAGGUGUCGACCCCGAACGGGAAAGCUCUGUCUAAAUGCCAAAAGUAUGUGCUUAGACAUCAAGAGCUUGCCUCCGACGGGGAGAUUGAGACCAAGUUGAUUAAGGGAAAUGUCUUUAAAACCAGAAGUGGGGGACAAGCUGUGCAGUUUACUGACAUUGAGACAUUAAAACAAGAGUGCCCAACUGGACCAAGUCGCAAGAGGAGAUCAGGGUCUGCAGAGGGACCCGCUCAAAUGGAGGACAUAGAAAACAGGGCUCCGAUGGCAAGCACGAGCACAACUGUGUAUCAAAAACGAAGAAAGCCUUAAGUUGCCGUACAUAUGAAGGACCGUUUUUUCCUGACUGAAAACAAGCAGCAAGCCUAUUGUCUAUUGGAGCAGUGAAGGGAACACCAUGUGCACUAUGCAUCUUUUUGAGAGCCCAAGCUUUUUUUGUAUAUUUGAUCUUAUGACAAAUUUUUUGUGCUGUUAUAA
This is a messenger RNA of Scomber scombrus (Atlantic mackerel), 3084 nucleotides long. RefSeq names its product kinesin-like protein KIF23. The coding region runs from base 115 to 2919 and encodes 934 amino acids. The transcript has 22 exons. The record is from RefSeq and is a predicted model, not a curated record. Gene Ontology annotation, cellular component: microtubule; nucleus; kinesin complex. Gene Ontology annotation, molecular function: microtubule motor activity; microtubule binding; ATP hydrolysis activity. NCBI's taxonomy places the organism in Eukaryota, Metazoa, Chordata, Actinopteri, Scombriformes, Scombridae. Gene Ontology annotation, biological process: microtubule-based movement.